UUUUAGUUGGGUUUAUUCCAAGUGAACAUGAAACUAUGAGGGGAAGGCGGAAAGAAAGAUCCCAUGGGGACCUUCAAAUUAAAUUGACCCUAUCAACUAACCCAUUACUAAAUGAUCCCUCAAUUUUGUAUUUGUAAUUGACAGAAAGGGGACAUCUCCAUCGCUUACGAAAAUCAACUUCAUUCGCAACUUCUCCCACCAAUUGGUCUCAAGCUCCUAUCUCCUUUUGCUUCAAUUCAAAUCAUAUGCUAAGUCCCCCCUUCCUGUGACGCGUACUCACAACAGAACUGAAUUGGAAGACAAUGCAAUACUAGGUUUGCUUUGUCCUGUGCAUGAUUUCUUUGCGAGACAAAGCACGGCUGAUGAUGAAUAUAUAUUGCUUUGGAAGGAAUCUAGUCACUACUGCUGCAUCCUAUUUACCUCCUGUUCAACUCCCAACACAAAGGGAAGUGCAUUUUUGGUAUAUUUUACCUGAUGAGGUAAAGAGCACAACCCUAUUGAACCGAUAUUUAGAAAUUCUAUCACCUUGUGAGAAAGAAAAUAUAUUUCGCAUGCGUGGGGAACAACUGAGAAAAGGAGCACUCCUGGCCCGUGCAUUGGUUCGCACUACAUUGGCAAGAUAUCAGACGAAUUUUCAAAUUGAUCCAAAAUCCUUAAAGUUUAUGAAGAACAAUUAUGGCAAGCCUGAGUUGGACUGGCAAUAUGCUGAUGAUUGGAGCCUACCGCAUCUGCAUUUUAAUAUCUCACACACUUCUUCUUUGAUAGCUUGUGGAGUGACUGUGGGUUCACCUAUUGGUAUUGAUGUGGAAGAGAAACAAAGGAGGUUAAAGAAUGAUAUUUUAGCCUUUGCACAACGAUUCUUUUCUCCCCAUGAAAUAGAAAUGCUGACUCACAUUGCAGACCCUGAACUUCGGCUUCAGGAGUUUAUUAAAUUAUGGACUCUGAAGGAGUCUUAUGUGAAAGCAAUAGGGAGGGGCUUCUCAGCCUCACCUUUUAAGACUUUCACUAUUCGAUUAAGAGACCACCAUGUGAAAGGAGACAUCCAUGCUCCACCUCUUAUAACUUCUAAGGCACCUGAUAUUACUGUUGUUGAGGCUUCUGAUGACGUGAAGAAUCCGUCGAACAAUUGGCAGUUUGUGCUUCUUGAGUUAGCUGGUUCUCACUACGCUGCCAUUUGUAUAGAACAGAACAGCGUCAAUACAGGAAAUGGACGUAUUCCAAUAAACCUGACCCUAAGGAAAACAAUACCAUACGUGGAGGAUGAAUGUAUUUCUGCAACAGACAGUGCUGUAGUGAUUGGUGGCUUGACUAGACUGUCAGAUUAGUGAUUCUGUGAUGAAAUGGAAAUUUCGGCCUUCUUUUAGCGUUUUGGAACAAAUGGUUCCAAUCUAUUUUAAUGCUUCAUUUGUGUUCUUGUUGCCUAGAAUUCGUCCUCUUGAGGUGUGCUGCCAUAUUGCACACCCGAUUUCGUGGUCUCUACUUUUAGUUGUGUAACUCUAGUCAACAAAGUUGCAUAUUGCAAUCCAUGACAAAUUUAUUUAUUUAUAUAUGGAAAUGUAUGAAAAUUGAUAUUGAUAUGACAAAUUUAUUUAUUUUACCGUAGGCAGCUGA
Messenger RNA from Glycine soja, 1611 nucleotides. RefSeq names its product 4'-phosphopantetheinyl transferase-like. The record is from RefSeq and is a predicted model, not a curated record. NCBI's taxonomy places the organism in Eukaryota, Viridiplantae, Streptophyta, Magnoliopsida, Fabales, Fabaceae. Gene Ontology annotation, molecular function: magnesium ion binding; holo-[acyl-carrier-protein] synthase activity. Bases 333 to 1325 code for a protein of 330 amino acids. Gene Ontology annotation, cellular component: cytosol. The transcript is spliced from 9 exons.